Messenger RNA from Argiope bruennichi, 1356 nucleotides. RefSeq names its product protein phosphatase 1 regulatory subunit 7-like (gene sds22). The coding region runs from base 87 to 1040 and encodes 317 amino acids. Gene Ontology annotation, molecular function: protein binding. The record is from RefSeq and is a predicted model, not a curated record. The transcript has 10 exons. Lineage: Eukaryota; Metazoa; Arthropoda; Arachnida; Araneae; Araneidae.
AGAAUCGAUUGUUUUCAUUGCGUAAUUGCUAUCAAAUAUAAAUUGACAACAGACAGCGUAAAGUAUAAAUACCAGCAAAAAAAAAAAUGUCUGGAGAAGAUCAUGAAAUCAAUACAGAUGAAAGUGAAGAAGAAGAAGAAAAGAUGGAUGAUGGUGAAGAAGUACCUCUUGUGAUUGAUAAUGAUGAAAUAGAUAUUGACCUUACGCAUUGCAGAAUAAGAAAAAUUGAGCAUUUUGACAGCCUGACAUCUGUUGAGACAAUGUGUCUAAGGAAUAAUUUAAUAAAAAAGAUUGAAAAUCUUCAUAUGCUUACUACCUUGAGAGAGCUGGAACUCUACGAUAACCAGAUUACUAAAAUUGAAAAUCUGGAUGCUUUAGUGAAUUUAGAAAUUCUUGACAUUUCAUUCAAUCGCAUCACAAAAAUUGAAAACUUAGAUAGUUUAUUAAACCUGAGGAAACUUUUCCUAAUUAAUAAUAAAAUCACCAAAAUUGAAAAUUUGGGACAUUUGGAGAAUUUGGAAAUGUUAGAACUUGGGUCCAACAGAAUAAGGGUGAUUGAAAAUUUAGAAGGAUUAAAGAAUUUGACAAAUUUAUUUUUGGGAAAGAAUAAAAUUUCUAAAAUUCAGAAUCUAGAAGCAUUAGAAAAUUUAGAAUUGCUGAGCUUACAGAGCAAUAGAAUUACAAAGGUUGAAGGCUUGCAAAACUGUUUAAAACUUGAGCAUCUGUAUUUGAGCCACAAUGGAAUCGGUGAAAUUGAAGGUCUUGAGAACAAUGUGAAAUUGCAGACAUUAGACAUGACUUCUAACAAAAUAAAAAGAAUAGCUAACAUUGAUCAUUUGGUUGAUCUGGAAGAAUUUUGGUUUAAUGAUAAUGAAAUUGAUUCCUGGGAAUGCUUAGAAGUGCUGAAAAACUUCAAGAAAUUAGAAACUGUGUAUCUCGAACAUAACCCCAUUGCUGAGGACCCAAUGUACAGAAAGAAAAUCAAACUUUUAGUACCAUGGAUCAAGCAGAUUGAUGCAACAAUGGCCCAGUGCAACUAAGCAAAUUAUUUGUCCAUGGCUGUAUUAUAAUUUUUGAAAUUGGUAACAUGUAUUUUUGCAAAUUAAGUAUACUUAACUGCAAUUAUUUCAUGUAAUUCUGUUUAUGAACAUACAUAUUCUUCUCUAACUAAGUAUUUAUUCAUCUGUGCAUAUCUUUUAGAAACUGCAUUUUAUUAUGUUUUUCACUGUGAUACGAAGUUGUUCUACUCCUUCCAUAGACCUUGAAUGUAGUUGUGUUGCAGUCUCUUUCUCUUUUGUGUAUUGAAAGAAACUUGUGUUAUACAAGAAAUUUUCAAUAAAUUUUAAUAUCAUUGCC